AUGAAUUGGAAGGGCCCAUAUGUAGGAGCAUUAGUUUUGGACGUUGGACAUUCAACCAUAAGGGCGGGAUACUCAGGAGAAAGUUUGCCCUCCCAACUGUGGUCUUCUUCAGUUGGAAUAGGCUCUGGUGCUGACGUGUUCCCGGUUAUUCCAGGUUCCAGGUAUCGCAUUAAGUCAGUAGAACACAUUAAAUACUACGACACCGAGAGUAAUGGAAUUGUGGUUAAUAGGAAUGCAUAUUCUAGAGCAGUGAGAGGGACUCUUUCAGGACGAGUUUAUGACAAAGCGAUGAUUGAGCACUUGAAGGGUUCAUGUAAUGGUAAUGAUUUUGAGGAGGUUUCGUUAUUGGUGGGAGCACACAAACAUGAUGGAGAAUGCUGGGAUAAUUUUAGCAAUUACAUGAUAUCAGGGGAUAACCUGGACAAGAUUCCGGAAAGGGACGUUUUGACUCCCUCCAACGUCGUUGAUUUUAUCCACUCAUUUAACUCUGUAUCCUCUGGAUUAUCUGAGGUUACCGGGUCCAGACCGGUUUUUAUAGUUGAAGGAAACGAAUCGACUAAAAAGAAUCGGAUGGUUCAGACUGAGGUGUUAUUUGAGGAGUUGGGAGUCCCGGGAUUGUACUUUGGACACGGUGGUCAGUUAGCUUCCUAUUCACUCGGCCUUUUCAGCUCAGUUGUGAUUGACAUUGGAAGCUCCACUACCUCAGUAACCUUUUUGGCCGAUGAUGAGGUUAUAGGCUGGAAGGAACACAGUGUUGGAGGAGACCAUGUUGACUCAAUUAUCCUGAACCUCCUAGCGGGGACUAGUGAGAGUAAUUUUUCUUACAUAAUGAAUCAUCCUGAGUACAAUUUGGGCGUCUCGACCCUCUCCAAAAUCUCUGUUAACGACGCAACUGAGAUAGGAAAUAGGCAACUCAAUAAGGAAAUGAGCUUGGAUGUGUAUAACAUUCAUCAUGAUGUUAGGACUUUGAAGGAAAGUAUACUGAGGGUCUCACCAGUGCCUCUAGUUGUAGAUUCAGAGCUUAACAUGACAGCUCAGCUCCCAGAUGGAGAGGCGUUUGAACUGUCUGAUGAGGGAUCAAAAUUGAGGCUGAAUUCUAAAGGUAAGGGUUUGAUGCCGGAGAUACCUUUGGAUGCCAAGACCAUAAUUAGCCUAGAUAGGAUUAACCCUUUUCAGCUAGUUGGAAUAUCUUGCGAAGUUCUUUUCAACCCUCAAAUUGCUUACGUACCCAAAUUCAUUGAUUUGGGUUCCUUUAGGGGAGUAGUACCCAUUUGCGAAGAUCUUUUGAGGGAUAACUCUACUUACAGAAGGGAUAUUUUUGGCCAGAUUGUCCUAGUUGGGGGCUUCUCAGGUGCUUCAGGAUUACAGGAAAGGCUAACCAUGGAGAUGAAUAGAGCCUCUGGGAAGUCACCACAAGAAUCAACCCUUUCAGGCACAAAAUGUAAAUUCGUUACCUUCAAUUCAAAGCAAGCAAGCAGGCAUGCUUCCUGGAUUGGCGCGUCAAUCUUAUCAAGUCUUGGCUCUUUCCAUAAAUGUUGGAUUUCUAGGCUAGAAUAUAACGAGCAUGGACCUAACAUUGCCAAUCGUAAGGGUCCGACCUUCAGUUACAACAAAUAA
Molecule: messenger RNA, 1617 nt
Organism: Theileria annulata
Lineage: Eukaryota; Apicomplexa; Aconoidasida; Piroplasmida; Theileriidae
Product: actin-related protein, putative
Exons: 1
Coding region: 1-1617 (538 amino acids)
Biological process (GO): regulation of transcription by RNA polymerase II
Cellular component (GO): SWI/SNF complex; NuA4 histone acetyltransferase complex
Molecular function (GO): chromatin binding
Source: RefSeq, a predicted model, not a curated record